Molecule: messenger RNA, 3581 nt
Organism: Carcharodon carcharias (great white shark)
Lineage: Eukaryota; Metazoa; Chordata; Chondrichthyes; Lamniformes; Lamnidae
Gene: top3b
Product: DNA topoisomerase III beta
Exons: 18
Coding region: 497-2908 (803 amino acids)
Biological process (GO): DNA topological change
Cellular component (GO): nucleus
Molecular function (GO): DNA binding; DNA topoisomerase type I (single strand cut, ATP-independent) activity
Source: RefSeq, a predicted model, not a curated record
GGAAGUGUUGUCAGGUACACAGGAAAGGUCGUGGGUGUCGUGGCGACAGUCUGAGUGGUUGCAGUGCUGUUGUUUGAAGCCGGCACUAUGAAGACGGUGCUGAUGGUGGCCGAGAAACCGUCUCUGGCUCAGUCCAUUGCCAAGAUCCUAUCGCGGGAAAGUUGAACAAGAAGGGAAAGAAUGCUUUGCUACCUAGGAACCACAGGAUGCCUUCUGAUGGUUGUUUAGGAGUAGGCAUGUAUGGGGAUACAGAGCAUGAGAUUUCGGUGCAUUAUUGAUUCUUCCCACAAGUACACCAAUGCUCCUUCGCUAGAAAGGGAAGUAUCAUCCAGAAGUCCAUUCCUAAUGAAGUACUUGAGCCCUCAAGGCCCACAGGAUUUCAGGUAACUUCAACUCCCGGAAAGGGUUGAAUGGAGUAUGCUCUGUACACGAGUACACUGGGACUUUCCUGGGGCAGAGUGUUCGGUUCAAGGUGACUUCAGUCUGUGGUCACGUGAUGACCUUGGAUUUCAUAGGUAAAUAUAACAACUGGGAUAAAGUUGAUCCGGCAGAGCUUUUCAGCAAAGCACCAACAGAAAAGAAAGAAGCCAACCCCAAACUCAACAUGGUGAAGUUCUUACAGGUAGAAGGGCGAGGCAUUGACUGCAUUGUGCUGUGGCUGGAUUGUGACAAGGAAGGGGAAAACAUCUGCUUUGAGGUGCUUGAUGCUAUUCGACCUGUUAUGAACAUUCCUCGUGGAAAUGAGAGGGUGAUUUAUCGUGCUAAGUUCAGUGCUAUAACCGAUGCUGACAUUAGCAAUGCUAUGAACCAAUUGGGAGAACCAAAUCGGAAUGAGGCACUAUCAGUGGAUGCGCGUCAAGAGCUAGACCUGAGAGUGGGAUGUGCUUUUACCAGAUUUCAGACCAAGUACUUCCAGGGCAAAUAUGGGAAUUUGGACAGUUCCCUCAUCUCCUUUGGACCCUGCCAGACACCCACUCUUGGCUUCUGUGUCGAGAGGCAUGACAAGAUCCAGUCUUUCAAGCCUGAGGCUUAUUGGGUCCUCCAGGCAAAGAUCAGUAAUUGUGCUGGGGAUUCCAUGGUUCUGGACUGGGACAGAGUUAGAGUAUUUGACCGGGAAGUUGCACAGAUGUAUCUGAAUAUGACAAAAUCCACAACAGAAACCAAGGUGGAAUCUGUAACUAAAAAGGAGAAGGUGAAACAGCGACCACAGGCUCUGAACACGGUGGAGAUGCUGCGUGUAGCCAGCUCUGCUUUGGGGAUGGGCCCCCAGCAUGCUAUGCAAAUAGCUGAGAAGCUGUACACCCAGGGGUACAUUAGCUAUCCUCGAACAGAGACCACCCAAUAUCCAGAAAACUUCGAUCUCAAAGGAACCCUCCGACAGCAAGCGAACAACCCCUACUGGAGUGAAAUGGUAAAGACAUUACUCGCUGAAGGCAUCAAUCGUCCUCGGAAGGGUCAGGACGUUGGCGACCAUCCUCCCAUCACUCCGAUGCGAUCUGCCACAGAAGCUGAAUUAGGUAGUGACGGCUGGAGGCUAUACGAGUACAUCACCAGACACUUCAUCGCUACAAUCAGCCAUGACUGCAAGUACCUCCAAACCACCAUUGCGUUCGGCGUCAAUAUGGAACAUUUUACGUGUACAGGGAAGACUCUGAUUUCACCUGGUUACACUGCAGUGAUGCCAUGGCAGAGCCUGGCAGAGGAGGAGACCCUUCCAAACUGUGAGCGAGGCGAUGUGUUCACUGUUGAUGAGGUUAAGUUGUUAGAGAAACAGACAAAUCCACCUGACUACCUGACGGAGGCAGAACUUAUCACCUUGAUGGAAAAACAUGGCAUUGGGACGGAUGCCAGUAUCCCUGUCCACAUCAACAACAUCUGUCAACGCAACUAUGUCACUGUGGAGAGUGGCCGCAGAUUGAAACCCACCAACCUUGGAAUUGUCCUUGUUCAUGGAUAUUACAAAAUCGACCAGGAGCUUGUCCUUCCCACCAUCCGCAGUGCUGUUGAGAAGCAACUUGGUCUCAUUGCUGCAGGCAAAGCUGACUUUCCACCAGUCCUGGAGCAUGCCCUAAAUAUCUUCAAGAGGAAGUUCCAUUAUUUUGUGGACUCUAUAGCUGGUAUGGAUGAAUUAAUGGAGGUGUCAUUUUCUCCAAUUGCUGAGACAGGGAAGCCUCUGUCCCGCUGUGGCAAGUGUCAUCGAUUCAUGAAGUACAUUCAGGCCAAACCCAGCCGGAUGCACUGUUCACAUUGUGAUGAUACCUACAGCUUACCCCAGAAUGGAACCAUCAAACUGUACAAAGAGCUCCGCUGCCCUCUGGAUGAGUUUGAACUGGUUCUCUGGUCAUCUGGUUCCAGGGGGAAGAGCUACCCACUCUGUCCAUAUUGCUACAACCACCCACCGUUCCGUGAUAUGAGGAAAGGAAUGGGAUGUAAUGAAUGUACCCAUCCAACAUGUCAGCAUUCGCUUAACCUGCUGGGGAUCGUCCAGUGUUUGGAAUGUGAGAGUGGUGUUCUGGUCUUUGACCCCACCUCAGGUCCCAAGUGGAAGAUGGCUUGUAACAAAUGCAACGUGGUGGUACACUUUUUUGAAAAUGCCCACAGGGUGAAGGUGUCAUCUGAAACCUGCGAUGUGUGCGAGGCUGCAAUUGUUGACGUGGACUUCAACAAGGCAAAGUCACCACUGCCUGGUGAAGCAACACAGCAUUCAGGCUGCGUCUUCUGCGAUCUGGUGUUUCAGAACCUCGUUGAGCUUCAGUACGCCAAAAUGAAGCACCCAAUGCACAGGGGUGGUGGGGGACAGAGCCGAAGACGAGGGCGGGGGAGGGGCAGAGGACGUAGACCUCCAGGCAGGAGCAAUCCAAAGAAACCCAAAGAUAAAAUGGCGGCACUAGCUGCUUAUUUUGUGUAGGAGUCAAUAGGGUCUUGAAUAGCCCAUAUACAGAGGCAUUUUUGUUGAUGUUAGUUGAGGAAUUUGUGGUCUGUUGGUCUCUUCCAUUUUGUUUCUUUUUUUUUUGUUUUAAAUGAGUUGGAUAAGUUUCCUUAAUGGCUGAGCCGGAAAGUGUAUGACUCAGUGCAGAACUGGGCCUAUCCCUGUUCAAUGCUGUCUUAGCUGUUAUCAUCCAGGGCAGGAAUGGGGCAUGAGAGUUUCUUUCAGUCCAUCUGGGUUGAGAAAGAAAUUGGUUGAGGGUUCUUAUUCUUCAUUACUGUCCAGGAGCUCCUGCUGCAUAUUACAUUUUUGUGAGUUUCAGAUAAGAACAGGAUUGACCUUGAGUGCGAUGCCCUUCACACUUGUAUACAUUGCCAACAUUGACCAUCUUGGCUCAAAAAUGCAGAAUAACCAUACGGACUAUUUAAGACAAAGAUUUUUUACAGCGUGCUGAAGUUGGCAUUUAAAUGGUAAAUUUCUGCAAUGUGCAGGAAAUAAUGAUUUAGCCAUGGAAAAAUAUUUUCUAAAGCAUGCAGUGAAAGCCAUAAGAAACGAGCUCAGUCAACUUUGCUGAUUCACCGCAGAACAUAUGUCUAUCCUGGUUGCCAGGCAUAGUAAGCUGGCACCAUUUACAAUAAAUGAACACUGUGGAGCA